CCGGCUGCGAGUGACACGCCACGGGAGGGUGGAGAAGUAACAGCAAGCCAAACAUUCAGACAGUAAAGAUGAACUCCGACCAUUUCAAAUACAAAUGGACUCCAGUGAAUUCAGCGGCUGUUUUUAUGACAGUCAACCUUUGAAAGUUUUCAUAUCGUUGUGAGCGCGUGUUCACGGGCAGAUGGCCACACCGUUUGUUCCUGUGCCCGCGCACGUGCCUGCAGACAGACCUCUACGGGAGGACGGUAAACCCAGGCGGACGCAGAGAGCGUCAUCGGCGUGCAGCGAGUCGAGCUCAGGCCGCAGGAGAGCCGCAGCGGCGCCGUGUCAGAGCCCCAUCACCCGCGCCAGACUCAACGCCACCGAACGCACCGCGGAAUAUUCCUGCUACCCUCAUUCAGACAGCCCGCUAGACACCGCCGGACCGGACUGGGAGGAGCGACCCCUCACGCCCACCGUGCUGGGCUACGAGGUGAUGGAGGAGCGGGCAAAAUUCACCGUCUAUAAAGUUCUGGUGAAGAAAAGUCCUGAGGAGAGCUGGGUCGUCUUCAGACGCUACACUGACUUCUCAAGACUUAAUGAAAAGCUAAAGGAGAUGUUUCCUGGAUUCAGACUGUCUCUUCCUCCGAAACGCUGGUUUAAAGAUAACUAUGACACCGAGUUCUUGGAGGACAGACAGCUGGGCCUACAGGCUUUCCUACAGAACCUUGUGGCCCAUAAAGACAUCGCCAACUGCUGGGCGGUUCGGGAGUUCUUGUGUCUUGAUGAUCCGCCCGGCCCGUUCGACAGUCUGGAGGAGAGUCGGGCAUUCUGCGAGACACUGGAGGAAUGCAACUACAGGCUUCAAAAGGAACUUGUAGAGAAACAGAGAGAAAUCGACUGCUUGAAAAAAUCACUGGAGGAGAAAGAUCUCCACAUUCAGAAUCUUGAGAGGACGAUCAGCGGUGAGGUUCUCACUCCAGACAGUCUGCAGUGCGUGUCCGCUCCAGGGAGUGACAGUAGUGUGGAUGUGGAGUCUUCUGCGGUUGAGGCUGACCAGGAGCUGACAGAUGAGAACGAAUGUGUCCUUCAGUCGGGUCAGAGCUCUGCUGUGUGUUGGUGCGCUCCGUCCGUGAGCUCCGGUUCUCCUCCUGUCAUCCAGGUCACUCCUGUGGAACACUGACCCACUGAAAGAAUUCUCAGCGUUCAUCUUCUCUGGACAUUAGAGUUCAGACAGAGCAUCUGAUGUUUGAUCUCAGCCAAAGACUGAUGCUUCACCCAAAGCCCUGAAAACAACCCCACUUACUGAACUACAGGAAACAGAAUUCUUUCUCAUUGACAAUCUAAUGACACUAAACCAGGAGGUUUCAGCCGUCUCUGUCUGUUGUUCUCAGGGUCAUUUGUGUUUGUUGUUUUAGGUGUAAAUGUAACCUGUGCACCUGUGUCAUGAUUAUAAGGGAAGGGAUCUUUAUAGGAUUUGCUAUCACCAAUGGUUUUUGUUUUUCACAAUGAGUUUGUUUAGUACAUCUGAGACCUGAUGACAUCACUUUCUACAGAUCACAUGACCACUUUCUGCGCUUACUUCAUUCUAAAUGACGCUUGUGUGUUAAGAUGACAUCAUCAGUAUGAAUUGAUCCCCUCCUUAGUCUUGGUAUCAUCAUCAUCAUCGUGCAGAGGCGAGAUGCUGCUAGCUUGACGUCUGCAUCACUACGGCUAUAUUUCAUCAUCUCUGUGUUUAUGUGACAUGUAACACUCAUGUCUGUAGUCUGUAACUGUGCCUGGGGCACAUGAUGCACUUUAUGUUCCUAAAGGAUUAUGGGAUAGAUACUUGUACACUACAUGUUUGAAUAACAAGGUAAAGCUUCACGUGAAGCGGAGUGCCUUUCUACAGACAUCUGUGUGUUCUAAUUUUAUGGCCCUGAUAAAACGGUGCCUUGCAUCUGUAACUACAGAAUUUUAUGUAUUUAAUGUUACAUUUAGUUUCAGUUUCACUUCAGCAUAUUUCAAAAUGUGUCUAGGUGUUUUGUAAACGAUUGUGUUGAAAUGGAUCCAGGGGUUAGUAGAGGAGUUCUUGACAGAUCAUUUUUUAUUCCUAUUAUUAUUUCUCUGAGUUUAACAUGAUUGAUUUUCAGAAAGAUGGAUUGCUGUUGUUUUAUUUUCUUCUGAAUGUUACAAUGACUGUUAAGAAAAGUUGGUUGAGGAUUGCAGAUUAGCCGACUGCUGUAAAAUAUUUCCAUUGGAACUAAUUAAAUUAAAUUAGGUAUGUAGUGUAUGACACUGUAUACAGAUAAUAUUCUACAAUGUUGUCUGAUAGCUGGACUCCUUAAAAUAAACUUUUGUUACAAGAUA
Messenger RNA from Triplophysa dalaica, 2328 nucleotides. It is a transcript of the gene snx16, whose product is annotated as sorting nexin 16. Gene Ontology annotation, molecular function: phosphatidylinositol binding. The transcript has 8 exons. Gene Ontology annotation, biological process: early endosome to late endosome transport; protein targeting to lysosome; endosome to lysosome transport. Gene Ontology annotation, cellular component: late endosome; early endosome; extrinsic component of endosome membrane. The coding region runs from base 182 to 1162 and encodes 326 amino acids. The record is from RefSeq and is a predicted model, not a curated record. NCBI's taxonomy places the organism in Eukaryota, Metazoa, Chordata, Actinopteri, Cypriniformes, Nemacheilidae.